UUGCAUCACAAUUCGAUUGUCCUUCAACAGUAAAUUCUAAUGAAGAACCGCAAACUUAUAUUAUUCAGCUUUCCUCAAAGGCUGCAACAGAUAAACACUAUGAAAUGAUACAAUCUUGUUAUGACAAACAUGUUGGCGAUGCUUCUAUUCAAUCAGAUGAUCCUAACUACAUUAAAGACAUCAGUAUUGGAUCAUUUAUUUGUUAUAUCGGGCAGUUUAGACCUAGCGACGCUGCUGCAUUAGCCAGUUUACCUGAAGUUGCUAAUGUCGAACCCGAUUUAACAUAUAGUGUUUCUUACCAUAUUCCAAUUCGUGGUCAUAAUGAUCAAAAUCAUAAGUGUACUUCCACCAAUACUCCUAUUGAAACCACCAAAUCACCUAUCGAAACUCCUAUUGAAACCAUUAAAACUCAUAAGUGUACUUCUACCAAAGCUCCCACAGUAAUUCCUACUACUACUGUAGAAAAAACUACAGUAAUUCGUACUACUACUAAAACAACAACUACAGCAAUUC
This is a messenger RNA of Racocetra persica, 513 nucleotides long. Lineage: Eukaryota; Fungi; Glomeromycota; Glomeromycetes; Diversisporales; Gigasporaceae. The record is from the annotation of a GenBank genome assembly.